AUGGCGGCUCCGGCCCGCUGGGUGCUGUGCUUGUGCCUGGGCUGCCUAUGCCUGACUCCGGGGGACGUGCUGCGGGCACGCUGGGCCGGGCUGCGGCGGAGGGCUGCUUGGGGCGGCCGGGAGAGAGCAGGUGACCACGGGCUGCAGCCGGGGGACAAGGUGUCGGAGCAUAUGCUGCGCCUUUACGCGCAGUACAGCGCGGGUCCUGCGGAGCCGCCCCGAGAGCCGCCCGCCCCGCACCUCCGGCGCGGGAACACCGUGCGAGGGUUCCGCCCGAGGGCUGCAGGGAGCCCUGGAAGUCAGGAGCUGUAUGUUUUUAACUUGACUUCGCUCACCAAGUCAGAAAAUAUCUUGUCAGCUUCAUUGCAUUAUUAUAUCAGUGAUCUGCUGGACUCUGACUGGAAUUGUUCCCGGUCCAGAGGCUGUUCUCAUCGUGGGCACAGGAAACCUGAAAUUCAAAUACAUCUUUCGGUGUGGACCUUUCCAUCUGUUGGGAACCAGAGUCAGAGUCUGGGCCAUUUCUUAAUAAACAUCUCCAGUUCUUACGGUGAUGUCCUUUCCUGGCAGUGGAAAGAUAUCACUCAGGUCCUACACAAAGCAAAACAGAGCAAUGAACUUCUGAUUGGCGUCAAAAUGGAUUCAACCAGCCAUCCCCUGUGGAAAAGGGCACUAUUUCACUAUGAGCCCUACAUUCUGGUAUAUGCCAAUGACUCUGCCAUUUCAGAGCCAGAGAGUGUUGUUUCUAGCUUGCAAGGGCACCACAACCCUUUGGCAAGGGUCUUCCCUAGGCCAGAAAACCACAUGAGGAGCAGCCUUGGAAAACGGCGGCGAAAACGCUCCACCAACGUCCUGUUGCCAUUGCAGAACAAUGAGCUUCCCGGAGCCGAGUACCAGUACAAUGAGGACGAGAGGUGGGAAGACAGAAAACCGUACAAAACUUUCCAGCCUCGUCUGGCAGAGAGAGCAAAGAGUAAGAAAAAGCAGAGAAAGAACCACCACCAGAAGAGCCAGACUCUCCAGUUUGAUGAGCAGACCUUGAAGAAGGCGAGGAGGAAGCAGUGGAACGAGCCCCGGUAUUGUGCCCGACGCUAUCUCAAAGUGGAUUUUGCUGACAUUGGCUGGAGUGAGUGGAUUAUUUCCCCAAAAUCCUUUGAUGCCUAUUACUGCUCAGGGGAAUGUCAGUUCCCAAUUCCAAAGGCCUUGAAGCCAUCCAACCACGCCACCAUCCAGAGCAUAGUGAGAGCUGUCGGUGUUGUCCCUGGAAUUCCUGAGCCGUGCUGCGUUCCUGACAAAAUGUCCUCUCUCAGCAUCUUAUUCUUUGAUGAAAAUAAGAAUGUGGUUCUCAAGGUGUAUCCCAACAUGACAGUAGAAUCCUGCGCGUGCAGAUAACAUCUCAGAAGACCCUUUAGAAGCACUAAGGUGAUCACUCACUGUUCAUUGGUGUUCUUUUCAUGAUUUCUACUUUUUGUUUGCACUGC
Messenger RNA from Centrocercus urophasianus (Greater sage-grouse), 1478 nucleotides. RefSeq names its product bone morphogenetic protein 3 (gene BMP3). Gene Ontology annotation, cellular component: extracellular region. NCBI's taxonomy places the organism in Eukaryota, Metazoa, Chordata, Aves, Galliformes, Phasianidae. Gene Ontology annotation, molecular function: growth factor activity; cytokine activity. Gene Ontology annotation, biological process: SMAD protein signal transduction; osteoblast differentiation; BMP signaling pathway. Bases 1 to 1389 code for a protein of 462 amino acids. The record is from RefSeq and is a predicted model, not a curated record. The transcript has 3 exons.